Mytilus trossulus (common blue mussel) is the source of this 549-nucleotide messenger RNA. Its product is annotated as inversin-like. Gene Ontology annotation, molecular function: protein binding. Bases 1 to 549 code for a protein of 182 amino acids. The transcript has 5 exons. The record is from RefSeq and is a predicted model, not a curated record. NCBI's taxonomy places the organism in Eukaryota, Metazoa, Mollusca, Bivalvia, Mytilida, Mytilidae.
AUGUCAGUUGUAUUAUUCCAGGUUAUUGGAGAGACAGCAUUAAUGGAGGCUGCCACGGAUGGAUACCUGGAGAUCUGUCGUCUCCUCAUUGAUAGAGGAUGUAAGAUCGACAUCACAGAGGAGUAUAGAGGACGGACAGCAUUAAUGAGGGCUGCCGAGGGAGGACACCUGGAGAUCUGUAGACUCCUCAUUGAUAGAGGAUGUAAGAUCGACAUCACAACAGUUAGAGGAGAGACAGCAUUAAUGAAGGCUGCCAUGUGGGGAUACCUGGAGAUCUGCAGACUCCUCAUUGAUACAGGAUGUAAGAUCGACAUCACAGAUACAGAGUAUGGACGGACAGCAUUAAUGAUGGCUGUCGUGGGAGGAGACCUGGAGAUCUGCAGACUCCUCAUUGAUAGAGGAUGUAAUAUCAACAUCACAUCAAGAGAUGGAUACACAGCUUUACAUUAUGCUGCUGAGGAGGGAUAUCCACAGACCACAAGAUGUCUGGUUAAACGAGGUGCCAGUCCUUUGGUGACAACACAUAAGGUAAUAUUUUAUAGAAUUUGA